Molecule: messenger RNA, 2776 nt
Organism: Schistosoma haematobium
Lineage: Eukaryota; Metazoa; Platyhelminthes; Trematoda; Strigeidida; Schistosomatidae
Product: Transmembrane 9 super member 3
Exons: 8
Coding region: 104-1660 (518 amino acids)
Source: RefSeq, a predicted model, not a curated record
CAACGAGAUUGUAUAUCGAGCAUUUUGAAGGAGGGUAGUUAGACGAAUCUCUAAUCAGCUGGUCUAUGUUGCAGGAGUUUACUGGAGUUGCAUAGUCUGCAAAAUGGGGGAUGAGUCUAUUGAAUGCCUGUCUAACGACUCUGGAGAUUCAUGGGAUAUCCUGAGUAAUUCUGAAUCUGAAAUGGAGCGCGAUCCUUCAAGUCAACCGCAACCAAACUGUCUUAUCGUCUGUGCCAAUUGUGGCGAUUUAUUGUCUGAUGAGUUCCUGCAGUGCUUGUUGUGUAAAAAUUGCUACGUUUGUAUCAAGUGUAAAGCAAAAUCUCCUUUAGCUACAAAGUGCACAGAAGUUGGGGAACAUUCAUUUAUACCAACACUCAGGUUGUUAACAUCUAAAGAUGUAUCUAAUUUAGAAAACUGUGAAUCAGAUAUUCUUAGUUUACCGGAAACUGAUAGCACUCCAUCAGUUCAUGAAGAUUUCACUGAUAUAGAUAACUGGAUGAAAAGCAGUUCAAAUACACAGUCACUUACAUUAUCAGAUUUCAAUUCCACUAAAGAAUAUGUCGAAGUUGAGGCUGUUCCAUCUAGUCCUACUAAUGAUGAACAUCAAGAUAAGAAAUGUUCAAAUAAACUGUCACAAGGUGACAGUUCAAUUUUAAAUGUUUUAUUACAAUUUUUACGAAAUAACAAUCAAUCGACAAUAGAACCAAGUUUAUUCGACUCAAAAUUGUUACUGGCAUCAAAUUUAGAGUCAUCUUUUCCAAAAACAUUUCAUCCACAUCAUACAACUGUUCAGAAUGUUUUACUAAAUAUGGAUGAUAGUUCAGCUUUUCAAUCAUGGUUCAAUUUGGGUAGUUCAUUGGGGAAUACACGUCGUAAACAAGAAAGUUUAUCUUCUAAUUCUUCUUCAUCAUCAUUAUCAUCUGAACCUAGUCCUGAAAAUAUAUCACAACAUUAUGAUUCCUUUCCGUUAAUAACAACACUUGUUGGUGUAACAAGUGGUCGCUUCACAGUUUCAUCAUCAUCACCACCAUUAACACCAACAACAAUACCAACGGCGUUGAAAAGAGAAUCACUCGUUGGAUCAUCUGGUGAUAAUAGCCCAAAUCGUUCAAGUUCCUCUUCAGAUUUCUCGCCUCAAUCAUCAAUCUGUUCACUUUCAUCUUCACCAUUAGGAGCUGCUACUCAAUUCUUGAAAUCGGUUGUUAAGUAUUCUGCUGCCGCGUUGAACAAUUUCGAUUUAUUGUCAUUAGAUCAAACAGAUGAUAUACCUGUGGAUAAUUGGUCUAAACCUUUUACUUCUACUACUACUGCUACUACCACUAAUAAUAAUAAUAAUAAUAAUAAUAAUAAUAAUAAUAAUAAUAAUAAUAAUAAUAAUAAUAAUAAACAAAAUAUCCAAUGUAAUAAUUCAUCAAGUAAACAAAAUUCCUCAUUAUCACUAUCAUCAUCAGUAUCAUUAACACCAAGCUAUUUUCCUAAAUCUGUUAAUAUUAAUAAUAAUUGUAAUACUAAUCAUACUAUUGGUAUAAAUACUGCUGUCAACUCCAUAGAUAACAAUAAUAAACGAACUGUCUGGGAUAAUGAACGUUUACGUGAAAUCAUCAUUGCUAAACCAUUACCAUCUACUAUAACUGAAACAUUUGCAUAUAAUUUACGCUAAAUUCAAUUUGUUCUUUAUGUGUGUGUGAGAGAGAGAGAGAGAAACACAACAACAACAACAGAAUUAUUAUUUAUUUGUUUAUUUAUUUCCUCUUUUCUGUUUAUUAUUUAAACAAAAAUACACAUUUACAUACAUAUAUACAUCUAUGCCUAUUUAUAAUAAAUUCAAUGAACAUUGAUUUACUUGCUUACGCUUGUUUACCCCCUUAUGGAGGAGGAGGAGGAGGAGCAUAGGCCGCUCAUCAACAUUCUCUCAUCCAACUCGAAACUUUGAUAGGAUUGCAUGAAUUUGUUUGUUCACUUUACAUCAAAUAACUAUUCAAUUUAAAUUUUAAUAUACAUUUAAACAUUCAUAGAUACAUAAUGUAUUUAGGUGUUAUAUGUUAUCCAUAUUGUUGGGUUUAUUUCUUGUAAUAUGCAAUUAAUCAUUAUAUGGUUUAUAAAUUCAGCUGUUUGUUACGUAAUAUUCAUCAUCAUCAUGAUUAUAUGUUUAUAGGACAUUCAUAAAUGUUUAUUCCUGUGUACAUUUACUAUAAAAUGUAUCAUAUAAAAUUUCUUCUAUGUUGUUACCAUGAAAAGAAUCAAUAUAUAAAAGGAGAUUGUUGCCAAGCGCUGGUGUUACAUAAUACGAAUUAAAAAUUAUUAUUAUUAUUAUUAUUAUUAUUAUUAUUAUUAUUAUUAUCAAUCCAAUAUCUUUCCUAAACUUUAUUUCAUAUCCAUUUAAAAUAACUUUUAAUUAAAUUCAUUUGUUAUUGUAAAAUUAUUAAUAAUUAACAUGAAUGAGAUUUAAUGAAUCAUUCAAACGUUUUUUUUGUUUUGGUGUUUAUUCUUUAAAAUAUUUUAUGUCAUAAACUUGAUGUUUAUUGUCCAAGACUUUGUUUGUUUGCUUUCAAAGGAAAAAGAAGAACAUUUCCAUUGUAAAUUAUUCCUUCAUGUUGAUUUAAACCAAGACAAUCACUGUGAAGAUAUAAACUUUGCUGCAUGUACCAUGAUUUUGGUAACCGAUUACUAUCACCAAUCCUCAGAAAAAAAUACGAUCAUAUUUUAUCAUCGCAGUUUUCAGCUUCAACCCCCUAUCGAUACGGAAAUUAAUUGGUCAGAUGUGACUACUGUUUGA